AUGAACAGCACCUCUAAUGUCUUCGAACGCCUUGUUGACAACCGCAACAACACCUACUUCUUCUACCAACCGACUAGCGCUGUCCCCAUCAUAAAUACUUCCAUCGUCGGCGUUGAAAAUCUUGCUUCUUUUCUGCAAGACAACAUCCUUAUCACUGAGCUAAAAUCAGGCAUCUUCACCAGAGAUGUCACCCCCCGCGACGAUGUCCUCAUCGCCUUUCUCUCCUUGUUUCUUCUUCUGGCCAUCGAAGGAAUCGUCACCACUCUGCUUUUGCGCACCUCCAAUCGAACCGUCUCCAUCUUUGGCUUCUCGGUAAAGCAUAUCGUCGAGCUUGCCCGUGAUUUCCGCUUUCGUUCAAUCUUUAACGCCCGCUUGCAUCGCGUCAACUUGAAACUACUUGUUUUCGCCUUCCUCUUUUUCGGAGCCACCUUCGCCUUGGAGGUCCUCGUCUUGUUCCUCACCACGCCUUCUUCACUACCAGUGUACAAUUCAAGAGCUUCCAUCCGACUCCUCCACCCCAUCACACCUGAAUGGCGUCAAGUUCGCUUCCACUCCCGCGUCUCCAUCAACCGCGUUUGCACUGCCUUGUUGCUGAAUAGAGUUGAGCAAGAAAGGACCUCCAUCUCUUCAUGCGUCACAUCUACUCGCGAGGGGAGCAAGAUCCCCCUCGCUUUCGAGAAGCAGGCCGCCCCACCAGUAGAUGUCACCAUCUAUUCUGAACUCCAUCGCUAUGGCGCGGAGUACGGCAUCACUUUCGGCGAAAAGACAGCCACUUAUUCAGCUCGUGCUUAUCUCGCGCUCAGCGACGGUGAGGAACGCCUGAUGAGCGAGAGUGCAGAUGCCGGCGAACGCAACGACCAAGCAAUCUUCCACGUCCACCACCUGUUCAUAUCGUAUCUCAUGUCCAGCUACAAAAAAGCCGCCGAUGACGGCACGAUCACGGCAGACCGCCUCAACCAAAUUCUGAUAGCUCAUGAAAAAGGCCCCGGUACCCCUGCCCCGCUUUUGAGACAACAAGGGCAGCCUCCCGUGAACGUGUCCACCACGCGGUACACGACAUCAUUUUCCAACGUCCCCGCCGUCGGCGACAUUGCUGCCCUGCAAUACGCACCCUCCGUGCUGAAAGCGUCGGUGGGUAUCCAGAUCACCGCUGGCGACACCACAGACCUAUUCCUCGCCGAUGGCAAGUCCCGCGAGCAGAAGGCAACGGUAUGGCAAGAGACGGCGCGAGGGCUGAAUUGGAUCUCUCUUUUAAUCACGCUUCUUUUGACAAUCUUUGUCCUCGUGGCGAUAAGGGUGUGGCUCAAGCCGGCGAGCACAGCGGAGAUUGCCGGGGUGUACGUCAAGGGGCUGGUCGGGGCCAACCCUACCCGCGCUCCCCUGCAGAUCACGGACGAGGAGGAGGAGUGGUUCUCCCUCGGGCCGGAUGACGAUGAUGAAUACCGCUUCGGCGCAGAGACCGAUUUUCGAUGGAAGGCAGACAGAGACUAUGAGGGCCAAGGGCAUGUUUAGCGUUUGUUGCCCACGGCGAACGCUUUAAGGAAAAGGCACUUUUUGUCAUCCGUUGAUGUUUCCGCCGCCGUGUUGGGCUGACAUGAGGGGACUGAAUGUACAGACUGCACGGUAUGUCUAUAGCAGUUGCGGCAGCGUGGAAUAGAGGUGGUGCGGUUGCACCUGUUUUUGUAGAAGACAUGACGAUACUAAGUGCUCGCGUGAUGGCACCGUUUUGCAGCGGAGAACCGUGGACACUCGCAGGUGUCUGUAGAGGAUUUUUUUGGAAAAGUCGGUACUGCACUAACUCCUCCGCGCUUUUCAAGACGCGUACGCGCACAAGGGAAGGCCGGAUCGCGGCUAGGGCGGAUUGGACAAUAUGAGGUACGAGGUUUUGUGGAGGGACAGAUGUAAAAUAUGGCGGAGAUGCUAGCUAACUACAGAUAAUAAUUAUACCGUACCAAUACACACACAGUUGGUCGGA
This is a messenger RNA of Chondrus crispus (carragheen), 1975 nucleotides long. RefSeq lists its product as hypothetical. The record is from RefSeq and is a predicted model, not a curated record. The coding region runs from base 1 to 1512 and encodes 503 amino acids. The transcript is spliced from 2 exons. NCBI's taxonomy places the organism in Eukaryota, Rhodophyta, Florideophyceae, Gigartinales, Gigartinaceae.